Cryptotermes secundus is the source of this 2570-nucleotide messenger RNA. RefSeq names its product heat shock protein 83 (gene Hsp83). The record is from RefSeq and is a predicted model, not a curated record. Gene Ontology annotation, molecular function: ATP hydrolysis activity; ATP binding; ATP-dependent protein folding chaperone. NCBI's taxonomy places the organism in Eukaryota, Metazoa, Arthropoda, Insecta, Blattodea, Kalotermitidae. The transcript has 4 exons. Gene Ontology annotation, cellular component: perinuclear region of cytoplasm; cytosol; plasma membrane. The coding region runs from base 126 to 2309 and encodes 727 amino acids. Gene Ontology annotation, biological process: protein folding; cellular response to heat; protein stabilization.
UAGCUGGUGGUCGUGGUUUUAUAUAAGGGACAUUUGUCGAAGGAGCAGGGGUGUUGCAAGUUGUGUGGUUCCUAUCUAUUGAAGAAUACUGCUGUUGUAGGGUGUAAUUUGAAUUUACAGUGAAGAUGCCCGAAGACGUUCAGAUGCAAGAUGCCGGCGAAGUUGAGACCUUCGCCUUCCAGGCAGAGAUUGCUCAGCUUAUGUCUCUGAUCAUCAACACUUUCUAUUCGAACAAGGAAAUUUUUCUUCGAGAAUUGAUUUCUAACUCGUCCGAUGCAUUGGACAAAAUCCGGUACGAGUCCUUAACUGACCCAUCCAAGCUGGAGAGUGGACAAGAAUUGUACAUCAAGAUCGUGCCAAAUAAGAAUGACCGGACCCUCACUAUUAUUGACACGGGUAUUGGUAUGACAAAGGCUGAUCUUGUGAACAACCUGGGAACAAUUGCAAAAUCUGGUACAAAAGCGUUUAUGGAAGCACUGCAGGCGGGUGCUGACAUUUCCAUGAUCGGACAGUUUGGUGUAGGUUUCUACUCUGCAUACCUUGUAGCAGAUAAGGUAACUGUAACAUCCAAACACAAUGAUGAUGAACAGUACCUGUGGGAGUCCUCAGCAGGUGGCAGCUUCACGAUUCGUCCUGAUCCAGGAGAGCCUCUAGGUCGUGGCACAAAGAUUGUUCUGCACAUCAAGGAGGACCAGACAGAAUUCUUAGAAGAGAGGAAGAUAAAAGAAGUUGUUAAGAAGCAUUCGCAGUUCAUUGGUUAUCCCAUCAAGUUGUUGGUAGAAAAGGAACGUGACAAGGAACUGAGUGAUGAUGAAGCAGAAGAAGAAAAGGAAAAAAAGGAGGGGGGAGAAGAGGGAGAAACAGAUGAGUCAAAGCCAAAGAUUGAGGAUGUGGGGGAAGAUGAAGAGGAGGAAGACAAGGACAAGAAAAAGAAGAAACGGACUGUAAAAGAAAAAUACACAGAAGAUGAAGAACUGAAUAAGACAAAACCCAUUUGGACCCGCAACCCUGAUGACAUUAGCCAGGAGGAAUAUGGGGAGUUCUACAAAUCCCUAACCAAUGAUUGGGAAGAUCACCUUGCUGUGAAACACUUUUCUGUUGAAGGUCAGCUGGAAUUCAGAGCCCUUCUUUUUGUGCCACGUCGAGCACCAUUUGAUCUGUUUGAGAACAAGAAACGAAAAAACAAUAUCAAGUUGUAUGUUCGUAGGGUGUUCAUCAUGGAUAACUGUGAGGAUUUGAUCCCAGAAUACCUUAAUUUCAUCAAGGGUGUUGUGGACAGUGAGGACUUGCCUCUGAACAUUUCUCGAGAGAUGCUCCAGCAGAACAAGAUCCUUAAGGUUAUUCGUAAGAACCUGGUAAAAAAAUGCUUGGAACUCUUUGAAGAAUUGGCGGAGGACUCUGAGAACUACAAGAAGUUUUAUGAACAGUUCAGCAAGAAUCUGAAACUAGGAAUUCAUGAAGACAGCUCAAACCGCAAGAAGAUUUCUGAAUUGCUGCGAUACUCCACCUCUGCAUCUGGAGAUGAGGCCUGUUCCCUGAAGGACUAUGUUGCUCGUAUGAAAGGGAACCAGAAACACAUCUACUACAUCACUGGAGAGAGCAAAGAGCAGGUAGCAAAUUCUUCAUUUGUUGAGCGAGUGAAGAAGCGUGGUUUUGAAGUAGUGUAUAUGGUUGAACCCAUUGAUGAAUAUGUGGUACAGCAGAUGAAGGAAUAUGAUGGCAAGCAGCUGGUAUCUGUUACAAAGGAAGGACUGGAAUUGCCUGAAGACGAAGUGGAGAAGAAGAAGCGUGAGGAGGACAAGGCUAGGUUUGAAUCGCUUUGCAAGGUCAUGAAGGAUAUCCUUGAUAAGAAAGUGGAGAAGGUUGUGGUUAGUAAUAGGUUAGUAGAAUCACCAUGCUGCAUUGUCACUUCACAGUAUGGCUGGACAGCUAAUAUGGAGCGCAUAAUGAAGGCUCAGGCUCUCCGAGACACUUCUACCAUGGGAUACAUGGCAGCAAAGAAGCACUUGGAAAUCAACCCCGAUCACCCAGUCAUGGAAACUCUUAGACAGAAAGCUGAGGCUGACAAGCAUGACAAAGCUGUGAAGGACCUAGUUAUGCUUCUUUUUGAGACUGCUCUGCUUUCAUCUGGCUUUGCAUUAGAAGAGCCUCAGGUCCAUGCAGCUCGUAUCUAUCGUAUGAUUAAAUUGGGUUUGGGUAUUGAUGAGGAAGACCCACAGAUCUCUGAAGAAACUGCUGCAGAUGCAGAAAUGCCACCAUUGGAAGGGGAUGGUGGAGAGGAUGCAUCACGGAUGGAAGAGGUGGAUUAAACAAUUGUAAAUUUAGUUAGUGUUGUCGGGGAGUUUUUUAAGGACUGAUUUAAUGCUGUUCUCAUGUAUGUGUGUUUCAUUUGUUUUCAGCUUAUGUUCUCGAUUAAAUGUUGAAUUCUGAAUGUAUAUUACCAUUUCAGGAUAUGUGUCUUCUUGUUAUUUAAACUUGGUCAUUCCACAGUUCUGUCUCAUGUUCUGUGUACAUCUGUGUUUGAAAAGCUGAGCGAGUUAAUUUCCGAAUUAAAAAAGUUCUUUUGUAUA